Salvia miltiorrhiza (redroot sage) is the source of this 708-nucleotide messenger RNA. RefSeq lists its product as uncharacterized. The record is from RefSeq and is a predicted model, not a curated record. Lineage: Eukaryota; Viridiplantae; Streptophyta; Magnoliopsida; Lamiales; Lamiaceae. The transcript has 2 exons. Bases 1 to 708 code for a protein of 235 amino acids.
AUGGUUUCAACGCGGUUUAGUUUUUGGGUACUUGAUGUUAUCCGGGACCGUUUGUCGUUGGCAAAUAUUUGUGCUUUGCGGCUGUCCAGUAUUGGACAUUUGGUCGACAUGGCUGACUUACAAUUUCAGGGUCAACUGUAUAUUGCAAUGUGUCGCAUGCUUCGGAAUCCCUCAAAUCCAGGAUGCUUGACUUACAAUAUCGGUCAUAGUUUGGUAGACUUUGGUCCUGGUGAUCAUGCACUCGUUAGUGGGCUGAAAAUGACAGGUAGUAAGCAACUACCGGCUAGUUCUCAGUUUCAUGCCACUGUAUUUAAAGGUGUUAAAAAAUUGAGCUUCUCUGACAUACAAAAACGAUUUCUAAAGGAAUGUGAUAGAAGUCGCGGUAAUUCUGAAUUAUGCUUGAGGUUGGCUUUGUUGUGUAUUUUAUAUGGUGUGGUUAUGGCUAAGGAUAGAUCCACAAGGUGUUUAGACUUAGGUUACAUGCACCUGAUGGAUGAUAUGGAUAAGUUCAAUGAAUAUCGUUGGGGCCGUGUUACCUAUGAUGAACUUUUGUUGCGUACAUUUAGUGCAAAAGCUUGUAUCAAUGGUUAUGAAGGUAAAGAUUCAAAGCUUCGAAUAGAGGCUCGUGGUUUUGUUUUUGUUCUACAGGCAUGGGCUUAUGAGGUUAUUCCCGAACUUGCAUCAUUUUGUGCGAAAUCUUCCAUAUAA